CCGGUCUGUCUGGAUUCUUUUGCGAGCUAGGGAGAGACAAGGCUUGACACGAAUUCAGCCAUAUUCGGCUUCAUAGUGAGCCACACCGGCUACUGGUGGAAGCUAGCAAGGAAAAAGGAUUAACCUACAAAAAGACAGCCGCACCUCGAUUUUGGUGGACAUUCCUCGUCUGUGGUGUGGAAGAACAUAAUAUUAGGCAUGUAAACGAACAGAUAAUCCGACCGAGAGAAUGGACGACCGGUCAUCCUGAGAUUCGACGGGGGAAAGCCCGACAUCCCAUUUUCUAAGUGGGAAGUACAGAUUUGUCGGGAUUAAAGCAAAUGGGACCCAGUGGGCCUCUAGUCUGAGUUAAGGGAAGACGGUGGCGACGCUAAAAACAAGGAAAAACUGUCGAAAACAGCAUUUCUAACACAAAAUGUCGGUCUUAUUUUUAUAGCUAGCUAGCUACACGGCUAGCUAGCAAGUUGGAGUCUGGAACUACAGUGCUCCAAAAAUAAUAAAUCUUUACUUUUUCGGUUGCUCCUGAAAGGGGGCUAGAUUAGAUAUAUUGUUCGGAACAACCUCGGGUGCGAUCCUUCGUCGAAGGGAGUGGUAGCCAAGCUAGUUUAAUUGAUAGGAAAAAUGUCAGCUAAGGUGCGCCUGAAGAAGUUGGAGCAAUUGCUCGUGGACGGAACCCAAAAGAAUGCAAGUUCACUGAGCGUAGAGACACUUCUGGAUAUAUUGAUAUGUUUGUACAACGAAUGCAGCAACUCUCCCCUAAAACGGGAGAAGCACGUGACAGAUUUUCUGGAAUGGGUGAAACCGUUCACCACCACUGUGAAGGAGAUGCGUCUUCACCGGGAUGACUUCGAGAUGCUCAAGGUCAUCGGCAGAGGGGCGUUCGGCGAGGUUGCGGUUGUGAAGAUGAAGAAUACGGAACGCGUGUACGCCAUGAAGAUCCUGAACAAGUGGGAGAUGCUGAAGAGAGCGGAGACGGCGUGUUUCCGCGAGGAGAGGAACGUCCUGGUGAACGGAGACUGUCAGUGGAUCACCACACUCCACUACGCCUUCCAGGACGACAACUUCUUGUACCUUGUGAUGGACUACUAUGUGGGCGGUGACCUCUUGACCCUGCUCAGUAAGUUUGAGGACCGUCUGCCGGAGGACAUGUCCAAGUUCUAUGUGGCUGAGAUGGUGCUGGCCAUCCACUCUAUACACCAGCAACACUACGUGCACAGAGACAUCAAGCCAGACAACGUGCUACUGGACAUGAACGGUCACAUCCGUCUGGCCGACUUCGGCUCCUGCCUGAAGAUGAUGCAGGACGGCACGGUCCAGUCGUCUGUGGCUGUGGGCACUCCAGACUACAUUUCUCCUGAGAUCCUGCAGGCCAUGGAGGACGGCAUGGGGAAGUACGGGCCGGAAUGUGACUGGUGGUCCCUUGGCGUCUGCAUGUACGAGAUGCUCUAUGGCGAGACCCCGUUCUACGCCGAGUCGCUGGUGGAGACCUACGGCAAGAUCAUGAACCACGAGGAGCGUUUCCAGUUUCCCUCCAACAUUAGUGAUGUGUCGGAGGAUGCCAAAGACUUGAUCUCGCGCCUCAUCUGUAGCCGUGAGCGCCGCCUGGGGCAGAAUGGCAUCGGUGACUUCAAGGACCACCCUUUCUUUGCCGGAAUAGACUGGGAACACAUCCGCUCCACCGAGGCUCCCUACAUCCCUGACGUCAGCUCUCCUUCUGACACCUCCAACUUCGAUGUGGAUGACGACAUUCUCAAAAACCCGGACAUCGCCCCUCCUGUCUCACACACAGGCUUCACCGGCCAGCACCUCCCCUUUGUGGGCUUCACCUACACCACGGACAGCUGCUUUUCGGAUGGCGGCAGCGUCAGCAGAGCUGGCCUGUCCGACGGGGGUUCCCUGGAGGGGGCGGACGAGGGGGACACGCGGGACCAGGAGAGUGGCCUGGAGGUGGAGGCCUUUGAGAGGAGGAUCCGUCGGUUGGAGCAGGAGAAGCAGGAGUUGAGCCGCAAACUGCAGGAAUCCACCCAGGCCGUGCAGUCGCUACCCAGCACCCUGGGCCGAGACAAGGAGACGAAGAAGCUCAACGAAGAGAUCGACCGGCUCAAGAAGAAACUGGCAGACUCUGAUAGGCUGGAGCAUCAGCUGGAGGAGGCGGUGACACUGCGCCAGGACUACGAAAGCUCCGCCUCCAAGCUGAAGGCCCUGGACAAGCAGGUCAAAGCUCUGAGGCAGGAGAAGGAGGAUAUCCACAAGCAAUUGGUGGAGUCCUUGGAACGCCUCAAGUCCCAGACCAAGGAGCUGAAGGAGGCGCACAGCCAGCGGAAGUUGGCCUUGCAGGAGUUCUCUGAGUUGAGUGAGCGCAUGGCGGACCUGCGCUCCACCAAGCAACGCCUUUCACGCCAGCUCCGCGACAAGGAGGAGGAGAUGGACGCGGCUGUGCAGAAGGUGGAUGCCAUGCGCCAGGACAUCCGAAAAACCGAGAAAGCCCGCAAGGAGUUGGAGGCCCAGUUAGAAGACGCCAAGGCGGAGGCGUGUAAGGAGCGUAAGCUGCGCGAACACAGCGAGGUCUACUCCAAACAGCUGGAGAUGGAGCUGGAGACGCUGAAGGUCAAGCAGCAGGGUAGCGGGCGUGGUGGAGGGGGCAGCAGCCCCGAGCUGCAACAGGAAUUGUCCAAGAUGAAGUCCGAGCUGGACAAGAAGGUGCUGUUCUACGAGGAGGAGUUGGUCCGCCGCGAGGCCUCGCACACCAGCGAGCUCAAGGGCCUCCGGAAGGAGCUCCAUGACUCUGAGGGGCAGCAGCUGUCGCUCCACAAGGAGCUGCUUGUGCUGAAGGACAAGCUGGAGAAGGCAAAGAGAGAGAGGCAAACCGAGAUGGACGAGGCCGUGGGCGCUCUAAAAGACAAGUCCGACCGUGACCGCAGCAUGCUGACCGAGGAGAACCGAAAGCUCACAGCAGAGACGGAACGGCUUUACACGUUUGUGGACAAGCUGACCAGUCAGAACCGGCAGUUGGAGGACGAGCUGCAGGACCUGGCCUCUAAGAAGGAGAGCGUGGCUCACUGGGAGGCCCAGAUCGCUGAGAUCAUCCAGUGGGUGAGUGAUGAGAAAGAUGCCCGCGGUUACCUACAGGCCCUGGCCUCCAAGAUGACGGAGGAGCUGGAGUCCCUACGUAGCUCCAGCCUGGGCUCCAGAACCCUGGACCCCCUGUGGAAGGUGCGUCGCAGCCAGAAGCUGGACAUGUCGGCCCGCCUAGAGCUGCAGUCGGCACUGGACGCCGAGAUCCGUGCCAAACAGCUGGUCCAGGAGGAGCUCCGCAAGGUCAAAGCCGCCAACAUCUCUUUUGAAAGUAAACUAAAGGAAUCUGAGUCCAGGAGCAGAGAGAUGGCGGAGCAGCUGGAGAGCCUGAAAAAAGACCUGGAGGAGAGCCGCUCCCGCUCCGACAAAGCAGGUCUGAAACUGCCGGAUUUCCAAGAUUCAAUUUUUGAGUACUUCAACACCUCACCUUUGGCACACGACCUGACGUUCAGAGACUCGGUCUCGUCCUCGUCUGCAUCCUCGCUGCUAGCGUUUUGGGAUGAAACCAGCUCCGUCAGCGAGAUCGACACCGCGCCCCAGAAGUCGGACUUCCCCUCUCCGUCCCCCUCCGUGAGCUCCGAGCAGGAUGAGCCAGUCCCCAAGCCCACGGCUGUCGCCCCUCCCACCCCCUCCCCAGUCUAUCAGACAUCGCUGCUGACUGCACCAAAGCCCAAAGCUCACCAGCUGAGCAUCAAGACCUUCUCCAGUCCCACACAAUGUACCCACUGUACUUCCCUAAUGGUGGGUCUGAUCCGUCAGGGCUACGCCUGCGAAGUGUGUUCCUUUAUCUGCCACGUAUCCUGUAAAGACAAUGCCCCCCUGGUCUGCCCCAUCCCCCCAGAGCAGGCCAAGAGGCCGCUGGGCAUCGACGUACAGAGGGGCAUCGGCACGGCCUACAAAGGCUUUGUCAGGAUCCCCAAGCCCACGGGGGUGAAGAAGGGCUGGCAGAGGGCGUACGCUGUGGUGUGUGACUGCAAGCUCUUCCUGUAUGAGGUCCCCGAGGGCAAGUCCACCCAGCCGGGGGUGGUGGCCAGUCAGGUCCUGGACCUCAGAGAUGAGGAGUUCUCUGUCAGCUCCGUGUUGGCCUCAGACGUCAUUCACGCCACCCGCAAAGACGUCCCCUGCAUCUUCAGGGUGACGUCCUCCUUGCUGAGCUCACCGGCACGCGCCGUCUCCCUGCUGGUCCUGGCCGAGAGCGAGACGGAGAAGCGGAAGUGGGUGGGCAUCCUGGAGGGUCUGCAGAGCAUCCUGGCCAAGAACCGCCUCAAGAACCGCGUGGUGCAUGCCCUCCACGAGGCCUACGACUCCUCGCUGCCCGCCAUCAAGACCACGCUGUCGGCCGCCAUCAUCGAUCGAGAGCGUAUAGCCCUGGGAACGGAGGAAGGCCUGUUCGUGGUGGAGGUCACCAGAGAUGUGAUCGUCAGGGCUGCCGACUGCAAGAAGGUGCACCAGAUCGAGCUGAUCCCCAGGGAGAAGAUGCUGGCCCUGCUGUGUGGACGAAACCGCCAUGUUCACCUGAACCCCUGGGGGGUGCUGGAGGGCGCUGAGGGGACCUUCGACAUCAAGCUGACUGAGACCAAGGGAUGUCAGGCGCUGACCACUGGGGUUCUCCGCCGGGGGGGGCCCGCCUGCCUCCUGGCCGCUGUCAAACGCCAGGUGCUGUGCUACGAGAUCACCCGAGCCAAGCCACACCACCGCAAGCUGUGGGAGGUCCAGGCCCCGGGCAUCGCCCAGUGGCUGGGCAUGGUGAGGGAGCGCCUCUGCGUGGGCUACCCGUCAGGCUUUGCCCUGCUGGCCCUCCAGGGGGAGUCGUCGCCCGUCAGCCUGGUGAGCCCCGGGGACCCGUCGCUGGCCUUCCUGGCCCAGCAGCCCCUGGACGCCCUGCACGCCCUGGAGGUGGGCGCGGCCGAGCUGCUGCUCUGCUUCAGCCAGCUGGGCAUCUACGUGGACCCCACGGGCCGGAGGAGCCGGGCCCAGGAGCUGAUGUGGCCCGCCACGCCGCUCGCCUGCAGCUCCAAUGCCUCCUACCUGACAGUCUACAGUGAAUAUGGGGUGGAUGUGUUUGACAUUCACACCACAGAGUGGGUGCAGACGAUUUCACUGAGGAAGAUAAGGCCUCUGAAUGUGGAGGGCAGUCUGAACCUGCUGGGCUGUGAACAGCCACGCCUCAUCUACUUCAGCAACAACUCCACAGAAGGUGACCUGGCCAUCCCCGAGACGUCUGACAACAGUAAGAAGCUGAUGGUGAGGACUCGAAGCAAGAGGAAGUUCCUCUUCAAGGUUCCUGAGGAGGAGAGGCUGCAGCAGAGGAGGGAGAUGCUGAGGGACCCCGAGCUGAGGUCCAAGAUGAUCUCCAACCCAAUCAACUUUAACCACGUGGCCCACAUGGGUCCCGGAGACGGCAUGCAGGUCCUCAUGGACCUUCCUCUGAGUGUGAUGCAUUCUUCUCAGGAUGACCCGACGAAAGACAAGCCACGCCCACUCUCCAGUAUCUCCCGGCAACAGAGGAGCAAGACCCACAUCACCCGCACAGCAUCUGGAGGUGCAGACUUUGGGGGAGCAGGAUCAUCUCGAAAUAUCUCGGACCCAGACGGGGACUUUGAGAGAGAGCCGGACUCUGACUCCACCAAACACUCUACCCCAUCCAACAGCUCCAACCCCAGUAGCCCGCCCAGCCCAAACUCACCCCAUCGCAGCCAGCUGACACUGGACGGCCUAGAGAACGCCCUGGACGGCUGAAGAGCCCCAUCACUCACACACACACACACACACACAUCCCUCCCUCCCUUACUCACAGAAACCUGACGUGUGCUUAAUCACCCAACAUACCUACAUUUGACGUAGAACUUGUGUAUCGCUGCAAGGUGCCAAGAUCAGACUGUGUCCCCCACAUUCCCACCCAGGUUCUCGUCUUGCCCCCCCCCCCCCUCUUCUUCCUCCUCUUUCCCCACACUUUGUCCCGGGACGGUUCACCAGGUACAUAAUGGCACUGCUGCUCCCUAGCACCCAACCCCCAUCACCCCCUUCUGUUACCCAGAGUCCCUAGCUCCACCUUACUUCCUGAUUGAACUCUGGUGGUGAUGUCAAAGGUCUCCGCCCCGUCAGCCUCGCUCGCUCUCUUCCUGCUGGCUCCGGCGUCUUGCAGGCCUGUCGUGAGCUUGGCUCUGUCAUGUGAGAAAAAUAUAUAUGAAAGAGAACAGGGGGGGAGGGAGACAGUGACGGGACCUGACUAAGCAUUUACGGAAGCCGGAGGUGGCAUUGGACGGACUGCCCCUGCGUGUGAAGAGCGUACCCCCUCUGAGGGCAAAGGGACCCCUUCUGAGGGUCAUCUGGUAUUUUUAGCGAACAGGGUAACAAGAAAUCAGUGUUGGAACAGCGCAGUAGAUUGUCCUCGUUUAGUUUCUCUUCAUUUAAGGCCAUUCGUUCUUAAGAGAUAUAAGGGGUUAAUGUUGCUUAGUUUAAGUUAUCAACACACUGUGCUGCGAUGGGAUGGAUUUGUGUGUUUUUUAUUAGCAGGAUUACUGAUCAUGAUGGAACUCUCAUAAAAAAAAAAAGAAAAACAUUAAUCAAAUUUAUAUGUAUGUGUUUGGACAAAAAAACGGAUAUAACUGGGAAGUUUAGCCCUAUUUGUUUUUUUUUUUUAAAGUGUAUAGUAUUUGGGAUUGAGGUGUGGCUCUCCACCCUACCCCCAUCCUCGCACGAGGAAACACGUGCAGAUUAUUUCCCGGGCCGCGUUGUCUGUGGCGUGGUGAACCCUUAUUGAGCUGCUCUGGAACCCUGGGUCUCUGUUGAUGGCAGUGGCUACGAGUUCCACAGCAUUUCCCGCCAGCCUUUGUAAUAAUACGCAUUGUUUUUAACUUAGAUCUUUUGCCAGAAAAUGUAUUGUUGGUGAAACCAAUGCGCCAUAGAAACAAGAAAAGGAAAAAAAAAGAAAAAAAAAAGGAUUCAUGAGACAAGACUUUCUCGAUAUGCUGUUUUAAUGUUUUAAGUUGAAACGUGGUGGGAAUCCAACCCCAGCUAUAAGUAUCACAUGACUCACAGGAUUAUUGAUACGAGUCCUUCACCAGAUGCUGCUGCUUUACUACGCUAAAUAAAAGUAUAAAGAAUCGAUGCGUGCGUGUGUGUGUGUCCGCGUGCGUGCAAAGACCUGCUCACCAUAGAGAACCCCUGUGGAAAAAGUCCUCACGUUUUGUAACCGUUCAAUCGUGAAAAGCGUGAGUUAGCGUUAGCAGUGGUGUACAGUAAUGUUGCCGUACUGCCAGAAGGGGGCGUGUCAAAUAGUUUCUUUUUCUUCCUUGAGGGACGUUUCAUUGUACAGAAGCGUAAAAUUACAGUACAGGCAUUUGCGGCAUAUCCAGAAUAAUCGCUCUAGUGUGCCUUCAGUGCCAUGUUUUUGUUUUACAGCACCACGUUCAGAGCAAUUGCUGAAGUGAUUUUAACUCUGCAGGCUAUCGAUGAGAGGGGUUUUCAGAAACACUGUAUUAAACUUGCACAUGUUUUAGUCCAAGGAAAAUCCUCUAUGAUUUUGUCCGUGAUCUUGUUUGUUUUAUUCAUUCCCCUUACUCUCCUAUUCCCAGACAUCUAUUCAGCUCUCUGAAGAUGGGGCUUUUUUCUCUCCACAGAACUCUACUGCUUUUUUUUUUUUCAAAAAAAAUCACCAGUUGAAAUCUUUGUAAUUAUUGAAUUGUUAGCCAGAACCAUUUGAACAGACAAUAAAAGAGUAUCUGUUGUGCUACA
Molecule: messenger RNA, 7812 nt
Organism: Esox lucius (northern pike)
Lineage: Eukaryota; Metazoa; Chordata; Actinopteri; Esociformes; Esocidae
Gene: cdc42bpb
Product: CDC42 binding protein kinase beta (DMPK-like)
Biological process (GO): peptidyl-threonine phosphorylation; actomyosin structure organization
Cellular component (GO): cytoplasm; cytoskeleton
Molecular function (GO): protein serine/threonine kinase activity; ATP binding
Source: RefSeq, a predicted model, not a curated record